AUGACCAUGCAGCUAGACUUGGCCCUGAUGCUGGGGGUGGCCCUCUGCCUGGGGUAUGGCCAGCCCCUGCCACAGGGCCCUGAACGCCCCUUUUCUGUGCUGUGGAAUGUACCCUCAGCACACUGUAAGGCUCGCUUUGGUGUGCACCUGCCACUCAAUGCCCUGGGCAUCAUAGCCAACGGUGGCCAGCAUUUCCAUGGCCAGAACAUCACCAUCUUCUACAAGAACCAGCUUGGACUCUAUCCCUACCUUGGGCCCAGGGGCACAGCUCACAAUGGGGGCAUACCCCAGGCUGUGCCCCUUGACUGCCACCUGUCACAGGCUGCCUACCAGAUCCACCGCAGCCUGGGACGCAGCUUCACUGGCCUGGCAGUGCUGGACUGGGAGGAAUGGUGUCCACUCUGGGCUGGGAACUGGGGCCGCCGCCGAGCCUAUCAGGCAGCCUCCUGGGCUUGGGUGCAGCGAAUGUUCCCCAACCUGGACCCUCAGGAGCAGCUCCUCAAGGCCCGCACUGGCUUUGAGCAGGCAGCCCGGGCACUAAUGGAGGACACACUACGGCUGGGCCAGGCACUGCGGCCCCAUGGGCUCUGGGGCUUCUAUCGCUACCCAGCCUGUGGCAAUGGCUGGCACAGUACAGCUUCCAACUACACAGGCCACUGCCACACAGCCGCCCUUGCCCGCAACACCCAACUGCAUUGGCUCUGGGCCGCCUCCAGUGCCCUCUUUCCCAGCAUCUACCUCCCACCCAAGCUGCCACCUGCCCACUAUCAGGCCUUUGUCCGAUACCGCCUGGAGGAGGCCUUCCAUGUGGCCCUCACUGGGCACCCACAUCCCUUGCCUGUCCUGGCCUAUGCCCGCCUCACACACCAGAGUUCUAGGAGGUUUUUGUCUCUGGAUGACCUCGUGCAGACCAUUGGUGUGAGUGCAGCACUGGGGACAACCGGCGUGGUGCUCUGGGGAGACCUGAGCUUCUCCCGCUCUGAGGAGGAGUGCUGGCAUCUCCAUGACUACCUGGUGGGCACUCUCGGCCCCUAUGUAAUCAAUGUGACCAGGGCAGCCGUGGCCUGCAGUCACCAGCGGUGCCAUGGCCAUGGGCGCUGUGCCCGGCGAGACCCAGGACAGAUGGAAGCCUUUCUGCACUUGCAGCCAGAUGGCAGCUUUGAAGCUUGGGAGUCCUUCAGCUGCCGCUGUUACCGGGGCUGGGCUGGUCCUACCUGCCAGGAGCCCAGGCCUGUGUCUAAGGAAGCAGCAUAAAGCUAGGCGUCCCUGCCCUUGCCUCUUCUUGUCCCUGCUGCCACUUUCCCAGUCUUUGAGGGACUUUGUCCCACUCUUGCUCUAUUUAGAUUACAGUCAGCCCUCCGAAACACA
Cynocephalus volans (Philippine flying lemur) is the source of this 1368-nucleotide messenger RNA. It is a transcript of the gene HYAL3, whose product is annotated as hyaluronidase 3. Gene Ontology annotation, cellular component: acrosomal vesicle. Gene Ontology annotation, biological process: carbohydrate metabolic process; hyaluronan catabolic process. The coding region runs from base 1 to 1254 and encodes 417 amino acids. The record is from RefSeq and is a predicted model, not a curated record. The transcript is spliced from 3 exons. Lineage: Eukaryota; Metazoa; Chordata; Mammalia; Dermoptera; Cynocephalidae. Gene Ontology annotation, molecular function: hyalurononglucosaminidase activity.